CUCCAACUGUCGACAGCCAAACACAUUUAAAUGUUCGAAAAUUCGAACAAGUCACAAGUCAAGUGUCGACACACGACGAACUAUCGUAAAAACAACAAAAUAUAAAAAAAAAUACAAAAAAAGAUUCUGAAAGUCGAACGGGGCCAAGAAAAACUUUUUUUUUUGUGAAAGAAAUUGGAAAAUUUUUUUAUAAAAAAUUGUGAAAAUUUCACGGGAAAUUGAAGGAAAUUGUCGAUCGUCAGACUAUCAAGGCACGAAGCAAGCGAGUCUGCGAGAAAAAUAUCCAAAAAACACGACGAGAGCGUCCAAAAAAUUACAUCAGAAAAAUAUAAAAAAAUUUUGUCGACAGCAAAAAAAAAAUUUGUAAAAAAAAAUUAAAAACAUUUUUGGAAGUUGCUGAAGGAAAAUUUGAGUGGAAAUCAAGGAAAAGCUGAGAAUUGAGAACAAAUUUGCUGCUUCAUCGGCAGCCAUCACAUCACUUACAUCCUCAUAACUCGCUGAAAAUUUAUCAAUAGACCGAAAAAUCCACAAUCAAAUUGAAAAUAAAGCCUCAAAUGUCAUCGACAUCGCUCGCCUAUCGCAUCUCAACCAAAUCCAAAUGAGUAAGCAUCAUCACUACCAUCAAUCCCAAUCAUCGGGAGGAUAUCACACAUCAACAGGAUCAGGAGUUGUUUCAGGUACAACAACAGCAACAACAAAAUCAAAAACUCGUCAACUUACUGAGCAUUAUGGCAAUCAUCAGCAACAGCAGAUCCAUCAUGAAAUUAAUGAGAUGAUGAUGAUGUCGCAACAGCCACAACAACAACAACAACAGCAGUCAAGUCAGUCAAUGAAUGGAAUGAGACUUCAAAUACCAAAUGGAAUAGCUCAACAUAAUGGUGGCAAUGGUAGUUCCACUGGCGAUGUCGAUUCUAAUGACACAAACAAUAACUACAAUAAGCAUCAUCACAAUCAUCACCAUAAUCAUCAUCAUCAUCAUCAUAGUCAUCACAAUCAUCGUGAUGGAAAGCGGAGUGCAUCGUCAGGCAGUGGAAGUGGAAGUGGCGAAGCAAGUAGCUCAAAACGAUCAAAAUUGAGUGUUAAUAAUAGUAAUAACAACCAGAGUGUGCCAAGUAAUAAGUAUGGGAGUUUAAUUAAUAAUCAUCAGCAGCAUCAGCAACAGCAGCAGCAAAUUUAUGACUCAAUUGCGAUGCAGACGGGAAAUAUGAUAAAUAAUAAUAAUAAUACAAAUAGUAAUAAUAAUAGUGGUAAUAACAAUAGCAGUAAUGGAAAUAACAAUCCAAUUGGUGGUGCUGGACAUUAUAAUAUCAUGGAGAAGCUUAAGGAUUUGUACAGGGAAUUGAAGGGCGAUAAAACAUGCAAGGAAUUACACUUAUCAUCAUCAUCAUUUCUCCUCGACAAGCUCGUAACCCGAGAGCGCCUCAAUACACUCAUAAUCAACCUCUACCCAGGCAACAAAGGCUAUUCGUUGGCAUUUCGUGUCCCGACCGCUACAACCGCAACCACACCCACAUCAUCAAUGCCAAAAGUUCAACAAUCAUUACAGUCACAGCAGUCUCAACAAUCAGAACGUGAAACGGUUCACGAAACAUCAUCAUGGCUAUAUGACAAUGCUCACCUACUGGACGCACUCGAUGCUGAAGAACUUCCACCACUGCUCAUAGACUUUUGCAAUGCUCAUUGUCCACAUUUAUAUUACAAUGGUGCUGUUAUUGCACAAAUUCGUGAUUAUCGUCAGAGUUAUCCAUUAGACAUCUGUGAUAUUCACUAUGUGCUGUUACGGCCGACAGCCGCUGCUUUAUGGGAUGAAAUAAAUGGUACAGUCGACACUAGUUGGAGUAUAAAGGAGCGUACAGCACUCGAAUCUCAACUAGUUCUCGCUACCGCACCACCAAUGUGUCUCGAUCCAUCACCACAAAUUGGCAUCGCAGCAAUCAACUCAUCGACUGAACGAUCACCAAUCGCAUCAUGCGACGGUGUCGUAAAAAUGGCCAAAAAAUUCCUUCAAGUAACGAAAAAUCGAAAUAAUAAAUUGGAGAAGAAGACACAUUAUCCUCAAUUGUCGUUGGCUAAUCAUAUAAAGCAUCAACAGAAACGUGAUAAUCAAGGAACAUCAAAAGGUGCGCCAACGGCACCAAGCUUCCCAUUAAUGCCUAAUGAUAGUUGUAGUAAUGAGAAUGUGGAUAUAGGUAGUAGCUUUAAAAUACUUCCAAUUGUGCCGCCAUCGCAGCGUUAUGAUUGGCAAGCGCGCAAUACCGAAAGACUUACAUUUGAGACAGAUCGUGACAAUUGUCAAUAUCGUGUGCGAGUGGAGCUGUUUGAACGAGCCACGACAUGUGAGGUUAGUGGUCAGUUGACGCUCGAAAGACAAAAGAGUGGAAGUCAAGUGAGUGGGCGAAUGUGUCCAUUUAAAUUAGCAAGUCCGCUGGCUGCACGUCGUUAUGUUAAGGAAUUUAUGGGAAUUUUUACCGAAGAGGGUCGAAAAUUUGUUAAAAUUAUUCACGAAAGGGAAACGAGGGUGGGUAGGGAAAUUACUGAGAUGCAGACAGGCGAAAAAGUCACAGCUACGACAACGACAUUACAAAGUCAACCGAAAAUUCAAACAAUUCCGAUAAUUGCGCAACCAGCACAAACACAGCCACAACAAUUAAUUGCACCGCAGCUACAAACACUCCAACAACUCAUAACUUCACCUCCACCCGCAUCAACAUCAAUAACGUCGCCCCCGCCACCUGCUCUCGUUGCUACCACACCGACUACAUUGAAAUUGACAGCGGCACCACAAAGAAUAAUCACAGCUCGACCAUCACCAGGACAAGUUGUUGUAUUGACUCAGGUUAAACAGGAAUCGCCUGGAAAUCAAGUGAUAAAGAAUCUCCUCAAUCAGCCACGUGCACCGAUGACACAGAGCAUGGUGAAUGGAUUGGCUUUGCCUGCUGGACAAGAAGUUCAAACGGUUUAUCUUCAAGUUGAUAAUAGUAAUCUAAUACACAUGGGUAGUGCUGUGCCGGCUAAUCUACAGUUCCAACAGCUAAUCGUUCCUGCAUCGCCAGGAACGCAAACCACACCAACAUACACAAUGAAUGUUCAAACGGUGACACCGCAACAGGUGACAGUCGUGAAACGGCACCGAGACAUGUAGUUCGGAUAAACAAAAAUAAAUUUUGUAGGCGACGAAACAAGAAAAUUAUUUAAAAAAAUCUAGGAAUAAAAAAAUUUAAAUUAAAAAAUACUAGAAACAAAAGAAGAAAAAAGGAAUUGAGUGAUACAAAAAUGGCGGAAUAAUGGAGCGAUUGAUUUUUAUACGCAAAAUAAUUAAAAACGUGCUUUUAAGUUUACGUUAAAAGGUAAGAAAAAAACAAUUAGAAUUGACGAUAAGAUUUUUUGUAAAAAAAAACAAUAAAAGAAUUAAACUAGCAAUAAAGGCUUGGACAUAAAUCACAAUCAAUAUAAUUAAUGAUAAAUGGAC
This is a messenger RNA of Chironomus riparius, 3469 nucleotides long. NCBI's taxonomy places the organism in Eukaryota, Metazoa, Arthropoda, Insecta, Diptera, Chironomidae. The record is from the annotation of a GenBank genome assembly.